ACUGCGCAAGUUAAACAGGGACUCUAUAAAAUAAUACUAACUAGAGGCCAAUUUUGUGGCAUAAUGGAUGUAUAGAACCACUAUCACCUUGCCUAUAUCCAGUCUCCGAAGCAUGUGUACGGGGGAUGAACUUCGUUGAUGCCAAACGGAAGGUCAAGCCGUUCAACAUCCCUCUAGAAUUCGGACGAACACAGCUCGGUAUCACAGUAAAAUGUAGGAGUUAGAAGGACGGAUACUACCGUCUUCGGAUAUACUAGACACAUGCUUUGAAGAACAGACCUUCCCCUAAUGAAUGAUGAUAUAAGAGGGAUUCCAUACCCACAGCUAUAAGGUGUUUGUUCACAUAUCAUCACUCGUCCUUCCGAACCGAAGCGUCCGAUGUCAAUCAAUCUUCACACAUCUAUUCAUCUUUCAAAAAUCUUAUCCCGGAAGAUAUAAAGUCACCACAUCAUUGCUAUCCCUCCGUAAAGACGACACAAACCCGAAACCAUCAUUUAUGGAAGCAAAUCUAUUUGUACAACUUAACGCGCACACCGAGGGAGCAGCUCGAGAAGUGAGGGGCCGAGCAGCAUCCGAAACCGAGAUUUCAGAUUUCCGGGUAAUCGAUAAUGGUGAAGGCGGAAGUAGCAGUGCAAGCGGGAGUGAUACAGAAGAUGAAGGGAAAGCCGCCGUGCAUGUGAUGAUGCUCUCUCCGCCAAAGAAAGGAGGUGGAUCACGGGGUGAGAGAUGGACAUUAUCUUCCGCGAGUAUCAUCCACUUCAUUCACCUCCGCCACCUCUCCACCUUCCCCCACUUCCUCUCCCUCACCCGAAAUUCUCCACCAGGUCACACCCUGAAGCGUUUAAACUCCGCUUCGGUCCCUCUCCUUGCUUCACCAACUCUGUCGCGAGAAUUGCUCGAUUCGCGGAUGUUUUCAAGCGUGUUUAGCCGAGGUGUUCAUGUCAGGUCCGUUACCUCGGCCUCGCUUCGACACCGUCCCGUUCCCCAGGUAAGCGAAUACUGACAUAUGACGGAACCGACAAACAAAAAGUAACUGUUUUUUUCUAAGGACCGCCCCGCUGACACUCUUUUUUAUGACAAAAACAGCCCGCGAAGGUUGUGAAUACCGUUGCGAAGCUGAGCUCUGCCGGUCCUAGACGACAAAACAUGACCCCUCCUACUGGUGAGCUUAAUUACUGUCACCAAUUCCGGUGAAACGGCUAACGGGAUAACGCGCUACACAGCUUACCAGGAAGAUCCAAGCGCAGGUCCUAUGCUUCGAUUUCAGAAGUUUUUACCAAAACUUCCAGUACCGACACUGCAAGAAACCGCCGACCGAUACCUCAAGUCCCUUAAGCCCCUCCUCACGGAACAAGAGCUGCAAAAUACCAAGACAGCUGUCGCGGAAUUCAUUCGAGAAGGCGGAGUGGGCCAACAGCUCCAGGAUAAGCUUCUGGCAAAGGCCCAAAACCCUCAUGUCAACAACUGGCUAUCCGAUUGGUGGAACGAUGCCGCCUACCUCGCCUACCGCGACCCCGUCGUUCCCUACGUUUCGUACUUUUACUCCUACAAGGAUGACAGGAAGCGUAGGAGCCCGGUAAAGCGCGCAGCUGCCAUCACCACUUCGGUUCUCAAAUUCAAGAAGAUGGUCGAUGAAAAGAGGCUGGAGCCCGAGUAUAUGCGCGGGUUGCCCAUGUGCAUGGACUCAUACAAGUGGAUGUUCAACGCCUGCCGUAUCCCGGAAAAGCCGGCCGACUACCCGGUCAAGUACGAUCAUGAGUCGAACAAGCACUUUGUUGUCGCCAGGAAGAACAGGUUCUACAAGGUCUUGCACGAAGUCGAUGGAAUCCAACUCGGCACCAGGGAGCUUGAAGCACAGUUUGCUAGGGUUUUGGAGUUGGCCAACGCCGAGAAGACCCCCGCCAUCGGUGCCCUCACUAGUGAGAACCGCGACACCUGGACCGAGGUCCGCAGGAUGAUGAUUGAAACUUCUCCGGAAAACAAAAAGGCUCUCCAACUGAUCGAGUCUGCAUCCUUCAUCGUCUGCUUGGACGAUACUUCUCCAGUUACCCUCGAGGAGCGUGCGCACCAGUACUGGCACGGGGACGGUCGAAACCGCUUCUUCGACAAGCCCCUCCAGUUCAUCAUCAACGAGAACGGCACCGCAGGAUUCAUGGGUGAGCACUCGAUGAUGGAUGGUACCCCUACCCACCGUCUCAAUGAUUACCUCAACGAUCAAAUCUUCAAUAAUAGGAUUGACUUCGCCGCCAGUGAUAUCCGCAGUAAUAUUCCGGAACCUAUGCCUAUCAGUUUCGAGCUUAGCGAGGAUAUCAUCGGGGCCAUUGAUAAUGCCCAGCAGAACUUUAGAGAUGUUAUUGGACUUCACGAGUUGAAGGUCUUGGCAUACUUAGGCUACGGGAAGGGCUUGAUCAAGAAGUUCAAGUGCUCGCCGGACGCCUAUGUCCAAAUGAUUAUCCAGUUAGCUUACUUCAAGAUGUAUUUCCCCCUCCUUCCGCUCCGAAAAAACAAGCGUAAGCUAAUCUUAUAACAGGUACGGUAAGAACCGCCCAACCUACGAAUCCGCAGCUACCCGCAGGUUCCAAGAAGGCCGGACAGAAACCUGCCGCACAGUCUCCGAAGAAAGCGUAGCCUGGUGCAAGUCGAUGAUGGACCCCGAUGCCGACCCAAAAACCUGCAUUUCAAACCUCCGCGCCGCGCUCAACGCCCACGUCGCGUACAUCACCACCGCAUCAGAAGGCAAGGGCGUAGAUCGCCACCUCUUUGGCCUGAAAAAGCUCCUCCACCCCGAUGCAGCUCUUCCCGGGAUCUAUGCUGAUCCUGCCUAUGGCUACUCCUCCAGCUGGUUCCUCUCAACCUCUCAGCUGUCCAGCGAGUACUUCAACGGAUACGGGUGGAGUCAGGUCAUCGACCAGGGGUACGGAAUCGCCUACAUGAUCAACGAGAGCAACCUACAAUUUAAUAUAGUCUCGAAGAAGCAGGGGUGCGAGAGGAUGCAGUUUUACCUCACUGAUGCUGCGAACGACAUGAGGGAGUUGAUGGAGAGCGAGUUGGAGACUAAAGCCAAGCUGUAAGAGUGGCCCGGGGUUAAAACUAGGAAGGUUAAAACUACUGGGCCCGAGCUUUCCCUCCCUUCCUUCCCUUUUCCUUUUUUACCUCUCAUGUCCUUUUCCCUUGACCUUUGGGCGUUGCUCUUCUUUCUUUCUUUUGCAGGGUUGUCAGGUAGAUAGACAUGCUCUAGAUUCUGUUUUUAUGGGAUUAACGGUAAAAAAAAGUUGAUUAGAAGGAUGAUGAAUAAUUUACUCAUGGAUGAUGACGGUGUGUCACAUUCGGGAGUUUUGGAAAUGUGAAGUGUUUGUGGAGUAGUAGUGAAAGAGAAAGGGGGAAUACGAUUACUGAAACCAGAGCUUGCAAAUAUUGGAACAAUCAUAAACAGUCACCCAUC
Tuber aestivum (summer truffle) is the source of this 3442-nucleotide messenger RNA. The record is from the annotation of a GenBank genome assembly. Lineage: Eukaryota; Fungi; Ascomycota; Pezizomycetes; Pezizales; Tuberaceae.